AUGACGCUAAAGAAAUGCCUAUUUGUAAAUAUCCUGAUUGCGUCGCUAGGGAGCGUUGUCGGGAAGUGGGUGGAGGGAAGAAUCAACACAAAAGAGAACUGGGCGUUCCUAGCCCGUUUCUGUUUUCUCUCACUAGAGGGCCAGUUCGAAUACCUCAUAGAAUUUGAGAGGGACAUGGGGACUCCAAACUUGCUGUUAUAUUAUGAUGACGAAUCGCAGUGGCCCGCUGUGUAUCAUAGUAGCAUGACUUGCAAAGACCGUGAAGCAAUACUCAACAAGGGGGGACAAAACCAGAUGGUCAAGUUAUCCCACUGGUAUCCAGAUACUGAAUAUUCUGGAUGUAUAGUCACCAGAGCGAAUAAAGAACUGCCUGCUGCUAAGAGUACAUCUCCUAAACCUAAAGCUAAAACUACAGCGAAACCAAAAACGAAUCCAAAUAAAAACGAUCUACCAUCCGAUCCAGCGUACUACGACCAGUUUUUAAAAACUACCACAUCACCAACAAAAUCUACCAUGGAUGUUACUACUAAAUCUACAAAUUCUACCACAUGGUACGAAUUGAUACCAGAUGACUUUAAUGCUACUACAGAAAUACCAGAAAAUGAAUUAUGGGAGAAUAUAGGUCCUGAAAAAAAUAGUAGCCUGUCAGAGAACUUGAAAGAUGUUGAGAUUCUGUUUGAUAAUAAUUUUAAUCAUAGCGGUCACAAAAUAAAACGAUCCAUAGCGUUAUACGAGCGCUACCGGCGUCGCCGUUUAAACUCAGAGUCCUAUCAAAAUGGGUUCAGUGAGACGGAGAGGAUGAUAGUUUCGUGUCACAACUCGAGACGAUUUCGUUCUGCUAGAGAAAGAUGGUGGUUCAUCGCUAUAAGUAAUUGUGAUAGUCCGAAGGGUUUGGAUGUAAGAUACAAAUUUCUAAUGACCAACGGACCGGACGGUGAUUUCUGGCACAAACAUUUUUCAGCUGAUGAGUUUUACGUCCUCCCCAUCUUGUUAUCGUACACCUUCGCGUACAUAAUAGUGAUGAUCGCAGUAGUGAUGUGCAGUGUCGAGCUGCGAUCUCGACACUUACUGCACUCGACGUACAAGCUGUUCUUGAUAUCGAUAGUAGCACAACACUGUGGUGUGUUGAUGCAAGCAUUGGCUAAUAUACGAUACGCUAGUAAUGGUGUGGGUGCGCCUAACGCUAAGAUUUUUGGUCAAUUCCUAUGUGGAAUAUCAGAGAUGACAUACCUCCUACUUCUGAUAUUAUUAGCAAAAGGAUAUACAAUAACUCGUGGUCGACUCAAAGUCGGUUUCACUGUGAAACUCACUGUGUUUAUGUGUUGUUAUGUACUCACAUAUGUUGUGUUGUUUAUAUAUCAGGCUAAGGCGUUUGACCCGGGUGAGGUUUUAUAUCUUUACGAAAGUCCAGCAGGCUAUGGAUUAAUAGUUCUUCGUAUAUCAGGCUGGUGUGCUUUCGCCUACUCCACGUAUUUUACUGUUCGGAAAUACCCAGAGAAGAAUAUGUUCUACUGUCCAUUUUUCAUCUGUGGCACGUUGUGGUUUUAUGCAGGACCGCUAUUCAUUCUUACAGCUAAUUCUUAUAUAGACAAAUGGGUUCGCGAGAGUGUAGUGACUGCUGUGCUUUUAUUUAUUACGUUUUGUGGUCAUGUGAUGUUUUUGCUGCUCACCUUACCUGUAUUUGCGAAUAAGAACUUUCCGUACCACGUGCGGACGACACAAAUAGGAGUUAUGGAGGUUACUAGCAACCCAGCAUUGGAUGGGUUUGGCCCAAAUGCGUACCACCCUAGUACAGGGGCUGCUCAAACAGUGAUCAUUCCGCUUACAAGAAGAACAGAAGAGUUAAUAGGCAAUAUGUACAACCAGUAUAUGGCAACCGCUCCUUCUCUGUCAGAAAAUGGAACACCAAAACUUAACGGUGUUCCCAAAAGAAUAAAUUCAAUUAAAUCCCGCAAUGGAAUUAUUCAACAGGGAAGCACAGAAACAAAUAAUUCGGACGAUAUUAAUCCACAAAUAAGGGACGAAAAAGAAAUAUUUACGGUCGAAAAUCAAAUGUCAAAGAUACAAAAUGGUCGACAGAAUGGCAACGUAAGAGAUGACAGCUUACAAGCGCGGGAAAACGAGCUGUCAGAUAAUAACAGCUCGGUGUUGCCAGAUAGCGAUUUGCCCAGUAAUGGGGUAAAUGGUUUGGGAGAUUUACCCAAUGUUAUGAGGUCGAAAAGAAAUAUUUUGGAGCCAAUAAAACGGGAUGUGCCGUCUUGGUCGCUAGCAAAGGGACCGAGUGUUGUUGCUAUGCAAUUGAAAAAUAAUGAAGAACAGCACUUACCACCAAUUUCCCUACCAAACGGUAAGAAAUCAGUACGGACAAUGCAAUCAACUGCUGGUCUCAUCGGUACGAUACAUGAAGGCCGCGAACAAACAUACAAUAGGCCUGAAGAUUUGUUCACUGUGUCCAAGGGAUAUCAUGCGAUAGAAAGGCAUAACGUUAAUGAAACUGGAACACCAAAACUUAACGGUGUUCCCAAAAGAAUAAAUUCAAUUAAAUCCCGCAAUGGAAUUAUUCAACAGGGAAGCACAGAAACAAAUAAUUCGGACGAUAUUAAUCCACAAAUAAGGGACGAAAAAGAAAUAUUUACGGUCGAAAAUCAAAUGUCAAAGAUACAAAAUGGUCGACAGAAUGGCAACGUAAGAGAUGACAGCUUACAAGCGCGGGAAAACGAGCUGUCAGAUAAUAACAGCUCGGUGUUGCCAGAUAGCGAUUUGCCCAGUAAUGGGGUAAAUGGUUUGGGAGAUUUACCCAAUGUUAUGAGGUCGAAAAGAAAUAUUUUGGAGCCAAUAAAACGGGAUGUGCCGUCUUGGUCGCUAGCAAAGGGACCGAGUGUUGUUGCUAUGCAAUUGAAAAAUAAUGAAGAACAGCACUUACCACCAAUUUCCCUACCAAACGGUAAGAAAUCAGUACGGACAAUGCAAUCAACUGCUGGUCUCAUCGGUACGAUACAUGAAGGCCGCGAACAAACAUACAAUAGGCCUGAAGAUUUGUUCACUGUGUCCAAGGGAUAGUGUAGCCAUGUUUGGUUUUUAGGGAAUUUAAUUGUAAUAAUUUAAGUCACAAAUAAAAGACUGUA
Molecule: messenger RNA, 3125 nt
Organism: Colias croceus (clouded yellow)
Lineage: Eukaryota; Metazoa; Arthropoda; Insecta; Lepidoptera; Pieridae
Exons: 18
Coding region: 1-3060 (1019 amino acids)
Biological process (GO): response to pheromone; G protein-coupled receptor signaling pathway
Source: RefSeq, a predicted model, not a curated record